GGAGCACAACCAGGUGAGGGCGGAACCGAAGCUUACAGCACCUCCCUAAGAGCAACAGCGAGCUCUCUCCUCCGAGAGGAAGGUGAAGAUAAUGGGCGGAAGCGUCCGCCCUGGAAACUCACUAAGGGCGGAAUUCUCCCCGCACACACACUUUUAAGGGCGGAAGGGGCCUUCUCUCUGGGAUGUGCUCGAGCCCUGGAGGGUCUUCAAUCACUUCCGGGAACAGACUGGAAGUUGCUUUGUUUUGCUUCAAGAUGGCGGCGGGAAUGUACUUGGAGCAUUAUCUGGACAAGGAAUAGACCCUCCAGUGGCUCCUCCCUCCAGCCUGUCCACCCUCCCCUUUAAGUGACUGAAGGGAGGACAGUAACUACCACAGAACUCCUUUCCUCCUGGAUCUGAGACCCUGUUCCCACCAAAAAGGACCUGGUGCUAGUCAGGUAUUGAAAACCUCCCCUUUGAGCUCCAGAGAAACUUCCAGCUCAUGCGGGACCUAGACCAGAGAACAGAGGACCUGAAAGCAGAGAUUGACAAGCUGGCCACUGAGUAUAUGAGUAGCGCCCGCAGCCUCAACUCAGAGGAAAAGCUGGCAUUACUUAAGCAGAUCCAGGAAGCUUACGGCAAGUGCAAGGAAUUUGGGGAUGACAAGGUGCAGCUCGCCAUGCAGACCUACGAGAUGGUGGAUAAACACAUUCGAAGACUGGACACGGAUCUAGCCCGCUUUGAGGCUGAUCUGAAAGAGAAACAGAUUGAGUCAAGUGACUAUGACAGCUCUUCCAGCAAAGGAAAAAAAAAAGGCAGGGUUCAGAAGGAGAAGAAAGCUGCCCGUGCUCGUUCCAAGGGUAAGAAUUCAGAUGAGGAGGCUCCCAAGGCUGCCCAGAAGAAGCUGAAAUUUGUGCGCACAAGCCCUGAGUAUGGUAUACCCUCAGUGACUUUUGGCAGUGUUCACCCUUCAGACGUGCUGGAUAUGCCAGUGGAUCCCAAUGAACCUACCUACUGUCUUUGCCACCAGGUUUCCUACGGGGAGAUGAUUGGCUGUGAUAACCCUGAUUGUUCCAUUGAAUGGUUCCACUUUGCUUGUGUCGGAUUAACAACCAAGCCUCGAGGGAAAUGGUUCUGCCCUCGGUGCUCCCAGGAACGGAAGAAGAAAUAAACAAGGGCCUCGGAUGCAUCAUAACAGUUUCAUCUCUUCUCCUCACCUUGGCUGGGGCAUGGGGUGGAGAUCCCUGUGUUGGGGUGUUGGGACUCAGGGAGAGAAGGAGACUGGUACGGAGAAGUCACUCCCUUCUCCCCCUGCCUGCCCCACACACAUACACACUCUUGGUGCUGAGGCUGCAUCUGAACUGCAGUAGGGCGGGUGGUAUGUGCCCUCCUUUAGAACAUCACCUUCUCCUACUUGGGGUUGGUGGAGGAGGGGUCAUCCCCACUUCCUCUUUGCCUCCAUGCUGAGGUUGGUGCUGUAUCUUGGAGGGAUACCUUUUUACUUCCUUCACUGUGUAUAUAGGGGCUGGGACAGCAGUACAGGGGUGCCUUCCUUCCCCCCCAUGGUGGGGGCUAUGGUAUGUUGAUCUUCCUUCUCCCCCUGGACUUCAUCUUUUUGUAGGGCCCUUUCUGUAGGGUCACCUUCUACCCUGUGGCAGGGGAGUUUUUAGGCCUGUGUGUAUUGGAGGGAGGUAGAGACCUCCUUUGUAAGGGAGGAGUGGGUGGGAGAAUAAAAGUCAUGAAAUCUGGCCUGCUGUAUUUAUUGAGAAGGAGAAGUUAGGAAUAUGGGCCAUUGUGACACCUGACUUCCUCCUUCACCCCUCCAUUUAUUGCCCCAUAUGCUUUUCCAGGUCCUGGAGCUACCUUGAUUUCAGCCUUUUUCACAUCCUCAAGCCACAGAAGGAAGAAGAACAUGACUUCACAUUCCUGUGCUUUGCUAUCCUAAAAGCUUAUGUUUAUUUAGUUCCUUGCAAUAUAUAACUUCCCAUUGA
Molecule: messenger RNA, 1970 nt
Organism: Vombatus ursinus (common wombat)
Lineage: Eukaryota; Metazoa; Chordata; Mammalia; Diprotodontia; Vombatidae
Gene: ING4
Product: inhibitor of growth family member 4
Exons: 9
Coding region: 482-1150 (222 amino acids)
Biological process (GO): regulation of DNA-templated transcription; positive regulation of apoptotic process
Cellular component (GO): nucleus
Source: RefSeq, a predicted model, not a curated record